This is a messenger RNA of Brenthis ino (lesser marbled fritillary), 402 nucleotides long. The record is from the annotation of a GenBank genome assembly. Lineage: Eukaryota; Metazoa; Arthropoda; Insecta; Lepidoptera; Nymphalidae.
AUGAAUAUUGAUUUUGAGACAAUGGCCGUUCUAGAAGAGGAAUCUCAGAAUGAGUCCCUAGGCGGACUGUACGGGUCAACAGGCGCGUCCGGUGCGGAGGGGGGUGAGAGGCGGGAGGGAGGCAAGCGCGGCCGCAGACCCGGCAGAAAGGCGCAGCUCGACAAACAGGACAUGAAGGCUAAAUUGGAACGUAGCAGGCAGUCGGCGCGCGAGUGUCGCGCUCGUAAGAAGCUUCGUUAUCAGUACCUAGAAGAGCUAGUGGCUGAUCGGGAACGUUCAGUGCUGUCUUUAAGGAAGGAGUUGGAUAAAUACUACAAAUGGAACCUCGAACUAGACCAGGGUCGAAUGCCUGAAGGCUUAGAGGAACUGCUUCAAGAGAUGGGUGUGGUGAAACAGGAGGGU